Magnusiomyces paraingens is the source of this 4416-nucleotide messenger RNA. RefSeq lists its product as uncharacterized. The transcript has a single exon. Gene Ontology annotation, molecular function: lipid binding. Lineage: Eukaryota; Fungi; Ascomycota; Dipodascomycetes; Dipodascales; Dipodascaceae. The coding region runs from base 1 to 4416 and encodes 1471 amino acids. The record is from RefSeq and is a predicted model, not a curated record.
AUGUCUGCUCCGCCGCCCGACGCGCCCGGUAUUGAGCCCGGGUCGUCGCCAAAACAGGUUGUUUCCCAGGCUGCCUCUUCUGCUGCUCCAUACGUCGCAAUCACUUCUUCUGCAAAACCUCCAGGUGAUACCGACUCUGCAAUCAAAACUGGAACCGCUAUCCCUGCAGCUUCUUUGGCAAACCCGGCCUCUGUCAAUGCUGGGGUCCGUCAAGUUACCCAAAAUGCUCAGCAACAACAACAGCAACAACCGGUACCCGUCAAAACACCUUCCUCUGCUCAGCCAGUUGCUCCACCCGGCGCUCCAGCUUCUACAAAAACUCCCCCCACUAGCUCCGGCGCAAUUCCUCCCGCAGCAACAAAGUCUUCUGCCACUCCACCAUCAUCCAAACCUUCUUCUGCCACACCAGCUCAAGCUUCAAUCACAGACAAAAAUGCCGAGGCUUCUCAGACAAUUGCCAAACCUAAGGCCCCAACUUUUGCUGCUGCCACAGGUUGGAAACAAGUGGGUGGCUGGGUAGAAGACAGCUCCAUCUCUGCCGAAGAAUCCCAAGAUCUUUUGGACCGCGCAACCCUCCUCGAAGCCUACAUUUCGGACCGAUUUUACGGCGACUGGUACCACAAUACCGCCCUCAUUGUUUUGACUGCCUUUUACUCGUGGCUCGUUGGUAAAUUUGGUGGUGGUCUAGCAUGGCUCUUUAUUGUUCUCGCCUUUACUGCUACCGUCUACCGUACCUCCAUUCGCCGCUUGCGUACCCGUGUCCGUGAUGACUUGGUCCGUGAAAGCUCUCUCCGCAAACUCGAAACCGACAUGGAAACUAUGGAAUGGCUUAACGCCUUCUUGGUCAAGUUUUGGCUUAUUUACGAACCUGUUCUUUCUGAAACUCUUGUUGGAACCGUCAAUAACAUUCUUGCUGGCUCUACACCUUCCUUUAUUGAAGGCCUCUCAAUUGAAACUUUUACCCUUGGAACUAAACCCCCCAGAAUUGAAUUUGUCCGUACUCAUCCUCGUACUGAUGAAGACAUUGUUGUCAUGGACUGGAAAGCUUCCUUUAUUCCUAAUGAUCUCGAUGACCGCACCCUCAAGCAACUUCGUGAAAAAGUCAACCCGAAAAUCGUUCUUGCUGUUCGCAUCGGUAAAGGUGCUAUUUCAAAGGCUAUCCGCAUCAAUGUCGAAGAUAUUAUGUUUUCUGGCUUGGCCCGUAUCCGCUUGAAACUCAUUACAACCUUCCCCCAUGUUAAAACGGUUGACGUUCAAUUCAUGCAGCCUCCAGAGUUUGACUUUUCCCUCAAGCCUAUUGGUGCCGAUAUCACUAUGAUUCCAGGCCUUAAAGAUUUCAUCCAAUCUACUGUCCAUGCCAACUUGGGACCCAUGCUUUACGCUCCCAACUCAUUCCAACUUAAUAUUGAGGAACUUAUGGCUGGCGCUGGUGCCGAUUCCGCCAUUGGUGUUCUUGCAGUUACCGUUUUCAACGGCCAUGGUAUUAAGGGUAGUGAGGCUAUUGGUAACACCAUUGACCCUUACAUUGUCUUUAGUAUCAACAAUCGUGCUGAGCUUGCUCGUUCCAAAAUUCUCCGCAACACUAAGAAUCCUGUUUGGAACGACACCCGCUAUGUCCUUGUUAACAACCUUUCAGAAAGUCUCACCAUGGCUCUUUUUGACUUUAAUGACAUUCGCAAAGAUAAACUCAUUGGUAAUUUGAAUGUCCCUCUUGAAACUCUCGAGUCUAAGCCUGACCAGGAAUCUCUUUCUGGUGAAAUCCGAGACGGUACAAAAUCUAAAGGUGCCGUUAAUUAUGAAAUGCAUUGGUUCCCCGUUCUCGAAGGUCGCAAGCUUGAUGAUGGAUCUACUGAACCUCCUCCAGACUCUCGCACUGGUAUUCUCAAGCUUUGGGUUCACCAGGCAAAGGAUCUAGAUGUUUCAAAGUCUCUUGUUGGCCAGCUUUCUCCCUACGUUGACAUGCUUGUUAACGGUAACCUCAUCCACCAAUCCAAGUCUCUUAAGCGCAUUAACUCUCCUGUUUGGGAAGACAGCUUUGAGUUUCUUGUUAGUGAUAAAAACCACUGCACCAUUGGCGUCCGCAUCAAAGACUCCCGAGGUCUUGCUACUGAUCCCGUUAUUGCCACUUACCAAAUUAAGUUACCUAAGCUUUUGGAGAGUCUUGGAAAAGGCGAUGACUGGUUCAACCUUACCUCUAUGGGCCGUGUUCGUCUUGGUGCCACUUGGAAACCUGUUGCUCUCAAGGGUGGUGAUGCCAUGCGCAACUAUGUUGAGCCCAUUGGUGUUCUUCGCUUCCAUCUCAUUAAAGGUGUCGACAUGAAGAACCUUGAAACUAUUGGUAAGGUCGAUCCUUACGUUCGUGUCUUUGUCAAUGGCUUCCAACGUGGACGUACUGUUGCUAUCGAUGAUACCUUGGACCCUGUUUGGGAUGAGGUUAUUUAUGUGCCUGUUCACAGCGAUUCUUCACGUGUUGUUCUUGAAGCUGUUGAUGCUGAAAACAUUGGCAAGGACCGUACUCUUGGUCAAUUUUCUUUCAACUCAAGUGAGUUCAUCAAGACUGACGAAAAGGGUAACUAUUUGCCUUUUGUUAACCGUCAGGUUCGCACUUCAAUGUUUUCCAUGGCUAAGAAGAGUCCCAAGGGUACUUUACACUACUCCGUUAGUUUCUACCCUUCUGUUCGUGUCAUGAACCCUGAUGACGCUAAGGAAAAGGCUGAGGAGGCCCGCAAGAAGGCCGAGGAGGAUGCCAAAAAGGCUGCUGCCGAACCAGCUAAGGAUGAAAAGAAGGAUGAGAAGAAGAACGAAAAGGAUGCUAAGGCUGCUGUUUCUUCUGAUGAUACUGCUACUCUUGCUGAGAAGGAGCCCGAAGAAGAGGAAUUCCCCGAUAUUCCUCUGUCCGAGCUCAUUAAGAGCCAAUCUGGUGUUUUUGCCCUGACCAUUUUAGACGCGCAACUUUCCGAGUCUGACACAUUCAUUCGCAUUCUUUCUGAUGCUAACGUGAAUCCGUGCUACUCGUCGCCGCGCAUCCAGUCUCGUAAGCAAUCGCUUGGAGAGACUGGUGAGGUCUCUGUCCUUGAACUUGACUGGUCACAGGUGCGUUUCCAAAUUACAACCAAGGUUAACAAGCCAAAGAAGGAUGAUAUUUUGGGAACUCUUUCUAUGUCUACCAUUUCACUUUUGAAGAAUGCAUACGACAAGCCUUUCGUUAUUAAUAUCAAAUCGUCGAGUGACCGCAUUGUUGCUUCUCUCACUGUCCGCGCUCGUUACUUCCCACUUCUCAUGGAACUGGAUCCCAGUGAGUCUAUUAACAACAUGGGCUCUCUUUCUCUUGAUAUUAUCAAGGCUGAUAAUGUUCCAGUUGCCGACCGCUCUGGUACUUCUGAUCCUUAUGCCGUUGUUCUCCUCAAUGGUGAAAAGGUAUAUAAGACUGAGAAGGUUAAAAAGACACUCAAUCCUGUUUGGAACGAAAACUGCCAAGUUGAUAUCAUGUCGCGUACUGCAGCUGAGUUUAUCAUUGAAGUUUACGACUGGGAUAUGGCUUCUGAUGAUGACUUUUUGGGCAAAGUCAAGGUUGAUUUGGCUCAGCUGGAGCCUCUCAAAAAGAUUAAUAUCACUAUUCCUCUUCAAGGUGAGUCUGGCACCAUUUCCCUUGGCUUGCUUUUCAGACCCAACUACAUUAUCCGUCGUGUUGAUUCCUCGGGUAUUAGUUCUACGUUUACAUCAAAUGUUCCUGGAAAGCUUGUGACAGGUGCAGCUUCCGGUGCCAUCAACGUUGUUGGUGGCGCUGCAGGCAUUGCAGGCGGUGCAGCCACUGGUGUUCUUGGCGGCAUCAAGGGCGGAGCUUCAAGAUUUACGGGUGCCUUCCGCCACAAGAAGAAUGGCAAUGGAGUUGGUGGCGGUGGCUUUUCACCAGAACCCACUGAUCAAGGUACUUUUACCCCUGUUGCCUCACUUACCCCAGAUCCCAACACUGUUCGCCAGCCAUUGUCACCCGGAAGCUUGUCGCCCUCUGGCGGCAGCAACAAUGACGAUGCGGCUUCAGUCAUGUUGCCUGGCAUGUUGCAGGGCCAGCUGGCUAUUGUUAGCGCGUCCGGCUUCAAGUCGGUGCACUUACAAGUGCGCACUGUUUUACUAAUUCCCGGCUCGCGUGGAAACAAGGAAAAGGAGGUGCUCAAAACUAAGUCCUACAAAACUGGAGCAGAUGGCGCUGUCAUUAAGCUGGACGAAAUCACUUCUUUCAAGGCAAGCCCUGAUACUCAGGUGCUCUUCAAGGUGUAUGAUCACAAGAAGCUGGGCCGCUCUGAGGAUGUUGGCGAGGGCACUUUCCCUAUUACCCACUUUGAAAGUGGGGUUCCUACAGCUGUUGAUGUUGGUUCAGGAUCUCUCAAUGUGUUGCUUAGCCUGAGAGAUAAAUAA